ACGACUUGCGACGGUCGGUAUUGUUAUUAAUUUUUACUGUAAAACGUGUACUGCAGCAUAUAUUACAUAUUGUGCUGCCUACUUUCUCGUACUUGGUGCUUACCCACGACUCGACGUUAACUCGACUCCCUUCCACUCGUGACGACUUCAGUGCAAGUCGAACAAACUGGUGACAGGUGGUGACUCACGCGAUUAACCGAUAAGCAAACGACAGGGGCCGCGCCAGUACGUUCCGUUUGUCUUCCAGAACGACAAGUCCGAAAACCGUCUACGCAUCGCUGCUGUACGUGGCUCUCCGGCGAGAACCAUAAAGCGACAAUUUUUUCUCCAUAAUCCGUUUCCCGUUAAACAUCAAAAUUAGCGAAUCAAGCAUGUCACGUAAAACGGCAGUGAGGAGGGCAACCACAAAGAAACGGGCGCAGCGCGCUACGUCUAAUGUGUUUGCCAUGUUUGGGCAAGCACAGAUACAAGAAUUUAAAGAAGCGUUCAAUUUAAUAGAUCAAAACCGCGAUGGGUUUAUUGAUAAAGAAGACUUGCACGAUAUGCUAGCGUCUUUAGGCAAGGAUCCAACUGACGAAUACUUAGAAGGUAUGAUGAAUGAUGCUCCAGGCCCUAUUAACUUCACUAUGUUUUUAACAUUGUUUGGCGAAAGACUUCAAGGGACAGAUCCAGAAGAUGUAAUAAAAAACGCCUUCGGUUGUUUUGACGAAAACAAUGAAGGUGUUAUUAACGAAGAACGUCUACGAGAGCUUUUGGUCACAAUGGGAGAUAGAUUCACCGACGAAGACGUUGAUGAAAUGUAUCGUGAAGCUCCAAUAUCUAAAGGAAUGUUUAAUUACAUUGAAUUCACACGUAUUUUGAAACAUGGUGCUAAAGAAAAAGAUGAAGUUUAAACAAUUAUUAUUAAUAUUACACUUAUUUAAAUAUAUUUAUAUUCUACUAUACAAAAUAACACCUUAAAAUUGCGAUUUACAAUAAGUAAAAUCAUUGUAAGCCAAUUAAAUAAAAAUAAUAGGUGAAUAGUAUACCUAAUUUUAUUUAUUUAACCUUAUUGUUCAUUUCUAACA
This is a messenger RNA of Adelges cooleyi (spruce gall adelgid), 1067 nucleotides long. It is a transcript of the gene sqh, whose product is annotated as myosin regulatory light chain sqh. The transcript has 4 exons. The record is from RefSeq and is a predicted model, not a curated record. Gene Ontology annotation, molecular function: myosin heavy chain binding; calcium ion binding. Gene Ontology annotation, biological process: post-embryonic development; locomotion. NCBI's taxonomy places the organism in Eukaryota, Metazoa, Arthropoda, Insecta, Hemiptera, Adelgidae. The coding region runs from base 372 to 893 and encodes 173 amino acids. Gene Ontology annotation, cellular component: myosin II complex; cytoplasm.